AUAGCCACGAAAACACACACGCCUUGCUAGACCUCUUUCCUCACUUUCUCUAUCUACAAAGUUUACAGUUUUAUUUCCCAAAGAUAAAAUAAUUUCUUUUUUUUUUUUCAGUUUUCUUUUCCAGUUCAGUCAGUUUUUUCUUUUUUUAUCAGCGAAGGAAAAGGAUAUAGAAAGAAUAAUCAGAGCAGCAGAAAUGUCGGAGCCAAAAGACCCGGCAAUCAAGCUAUUUGGGAAGACGAUUCCUUUGCCGGAUAUCUAUCAGGGAGGUACUAGUACUACUACUGUUACUUGUUGUGGUGUUGGUGGCAUCGUUGUUGUUGAUGUUGAUAGUCAAGAUCAAGAUCAGGACUCUUCUCUUGAAGAGAGCAAUACCAAGGGAGAUGUGGAAGAGAGAGAAAGUGAUAAGGAUGCAGUGGGAGAAAGAACAACGGAGAGUAAAUGGGAAAAUGAAGCCCAAACUGUUACUUCCGAUGGGUCAUCAAAUCCUGAUACAACCUCUGGGAUGAGUGAGAACCAUAAGACUCCUUCUGCUGAGAAAGAGAAUGCUGCAUUAAAAACUUCAAAGACAGAGGAAGAGCAGAGUGAUACAAGUAAUUCACAAGAAAAGAGUCCCAAAAAACCUGACAAAAUCCUUCCAUGCCCUCGCUGUAAUAGUAUGGACACCAAGUUCUGUUACUACAAUAAUUACAAUGUGAAUCAACCCCGGCACUUCUGCAAGAAUUGCCAGAGAUAUUGGACAGCUGGGGGGACUAUGAGGAAUGUGCCUGUUGGUGCUGGUCGUCGUAAAAACAAGAACUCAGCUUCUCAUUACCGUCACAUGACUGUCUCUGAAGCACUUCAGAAUGUUCGAACUGAUAUUCCAAAUGGCAUGCACCAUCCUGCGUUGAAAACUAAUGGGACAGUCCUCACCUUUGGCGCAGAUACUCCACUUCAUGAAUCAAUAGCUUCUGUGUUGAAUCUUGCUGAUAAAACAGUGCAUUGCACAAGAAAUGGGUUUCACAAACCUGAAGCAUUAGGGAUUCCAGGUUCUUAUGGAGGUGUGGGAAAUGGGGAGAACUGUUCUAAUAGAUCUUCAGUCUUGGCAUCAAAUUCAAAGGAUGAGGCAAGCAAAAGUGGGUCACAAGAGUCAGUGCUGAAAAAUUGUCAGGGCUUUCCACCUCAGAUACCAUGUUUUCCUGGCACUCCCUGGCCUUAUCCCUGGAAUUCAGCUCAGUGGAGCUCUCCAGUACCUCCCCCUGCCUUUUGCCCUCCAGGAUUUCCCAUGCCAUUCUAUCCUACAGCAGCUUAUUGGGGUUGCACUGUACCAGGCACUUGGAACAUGCCUUGGAUUCCUCAUCCAUCUCCCCCAAACCAAACUGCCCUCAGCUCUGGCCCUAAUUCUCCAACCUUGGGAAAACAUUCAAGGGAUGAGAACAUGCAGAAAACAAACAACUCUGGAGAAGAACCAGUUAAAGAAAGUAAUGCUGAAAGAUGCCUUUGGAUUCCCAAAACAUUGAGGAUUGAUGACCCUGGAGAAGCUGCAAAAAGUUCCAUAUGGACCACACUUGGGAUUAAGAAUGACAGGGCGGAUUCAAUUGGUGGGCGAGGACUAUUUAAGGCAUUUGAAUCAAAAAGCAAUGAAAAGAAUCACACAACGGAAACCUCCCCUGUAUUACAGGCCAAUCCUGCAGCAUUGUCUCGGUCACUCAAAUUCCAAGAGAGCUCAUAAUUGGCAGCUUGCAAACUUGUAAAUUGUUCCUAGUGGUGCAAGCCAGAUCGUUCUUGUUUGGCUGACCAGCUAUGUAUAUUAAAGAGUCCUAUUUGAUUCACAAGCCUCGUUUGUAAGAAUCGGUUCUCACUGCAGCCAUGUUGAGAGGAAGAGCAUAGGAGAAAAAGUCAUCCUAGUUUAGGAGAAGUAGCGUCCAGGCAGGUGCUUUUUGUUUCAGUUAGAUGGUUUGCCAAGUUUAUGUAUAUAUUUAUUAAUAUGUAUAAAAUGGUGAGAGACCUAAAGCUUAGGAAAAAAGUUGAGUUUGUGUAACAAUAAUCCCAUUUGUAUUAAAAUAAAUUUGGGAAAUGAGAGUACAUCUUCUUUUUGUGGGCAUUUGUUCUCCAUAAAUUCCCAAAGGUGGUUAUCUUCA
Molecule: messenger RNA, 2117 nt
Organism: Hevea brasiliensis (rubber tree)
Lineage: Eukaryota; Viridiplantae; Streptophyta; Magnoliopsida; Malpighiales; Euphorbiaceae
Product: cyclic dof factor 2
Exons: 2
Coding region: 194-1708 (504 amino acids)
Biological process (GO): regulation of DNA-templated transcription
Molecular function (GO): DNA-binding transcription factor activity; DNA binding
Source: RefSeq, a predicted model, not a curated record